AUGGAACAAAAACACCAACAAGCUUGUUCUUCUUUUUCUGCUAUUCCUUCCUACUAUGAUGUAGCUUCUAACAUACAGAGACUAAAGAAUCACGGUUAUACCAACGAUGAAAUUUCUUUCAUUAUUGCCAAUCAAAAUCCAAGAGACUACGUAACAUACAUUGAACCCCUUAUUCGCAAGAGAGAAAUUGUAGAUGAUACUCAUUCUUAUUACCAGCGUCUUCUGCAUCAAAAAGCUCGUGAUUCUUCUGAAGCCAUAAACUUGUACAAUUUUGCAGACCCUGAUAGUCAUUCCAACCUCUACAUUCCUAUCAGUACAAAGUCUCUUGUUCCGUCAUUGCGAGAGCUGACUCUUAACGUUCUUGACAAGCAUUCUUAUCCAGUUGCUUUACUUGCUGGUGUUAGUAAUGAGCAGAAACAAAGGCUUACCAACUUGCUGUGUUAUUCCGGUGAAAUGAAUGGCCACUUUCUCGAACUACUUCUUAGUGGUUUUCCUACUCAUAUUCAGCUUAGAGAUUGUUCCUGGUUGACGAAAGUAGAAUUUCUCAAAUAUUUUGAAACUUUGGUCACUUCCGAAUUAGAGGUGCUACAACUUGACAAGUGUGGUUCCAUUAUAACUGAUGAAACAGUGUAUGAUACUUUGGCAAAACCAGGAAACUCCUUGUCCAAACUAACGAGCCUAUCCAUCGCUGGUGCGUACGAUCUUAAUAACGAAGGAUUGGAGUUACUUGUUUCUUCUGUAACAGCACUUAGAUAUAUAAACCUAACCAAAUGUGUCCGUCUGACUGCUACUGGUCUUGACAUUUUGGCGGAUUCAUUUGGAUCAACUCUGAAAGAGUUGUAUAUUGAUGGUUUCAAUCUCAUUAAUACUAAAGGGAUUUUGAAAGCCUUGAAGCGAUUCAAACAGUUACAAGUGUUGUCACUGGCUGGUAUUCGAGAUCUUUCUGAUGCGUUUAUAAAGGAUUACAUCAUGGCAUGCGGUCGCAACCUUAAGGGUCUUGUUUUAAAGGACUGUGUAAAUUUGACCAAUGUAUCGAUGAGAUUCAUUGCUGAUUUUUCUCGUAGGUUGAAUGUGUUUGAUAUUUCAAAUAUGUGCAAAUUGACAGACUCGUCUCUAGGAUAUUUUAUGAAUAGAUUUCGACAAUUGAGUACUUUGAAGCUCUACCGCAAUCUAUUCAGUGAUGAGGCAAUUGCUGCUUUUUUGGAGAUAGCUGGGAAAACCUUGGAAGAACUUUCACUUAAUAGCAUUGACAAGGUUGGCCAUUUGACAGCAAUGUCACUUGCAAAGAAUGCCAAAAAUCUGCAUACAUUGGAUCUGUCACAGUGUCGAAAUCUCAGAGACCGUGAUUUAGCUUUGAUUGUCAGUAGAUGCUUGUCGUUGAGGACACUUAAACUUGUUGGAUGUUCGCAGUUGACAGAUGUUUUUCUCAGAGGAAGCUCAAACUCAGAGAUUCGGAUUAUUGGGUUGAAGUCAACUCCUAUUUGGAGCAAGAUAUUUUUCAUGAAUUGA
Molecule: messenger RNA, 1509 nt
Organism: Lathyrus oleraceus (garden pea)
Lineage: Eukaryota; Viridiplantae; Streptophyta; Magnoliopsida; Fabales; Fabaceae
Exons: 6
Coding region: 1-1509 (502 amino acids)
Biological process (GO): SCF-dependent proteasomal ubiquitin-dependent protein catabolic process
Cellular component (GO): SCF ubiquitin ligase complex
Source: RefSeq, a predicted model, not a curated record